This is a messenger RNA of Polyodon spathula (Mississippi paddlefish), 1900 nucleotides long. RefSeq names its product xyloside xylosyltransferase 1-like. Gene Ontology annotation, molecular function: UDP-xylosyltransferase activity. Bases 1 to 804 code for a protein of 267 amino acids. Lineage: Eukaryota; Metazoa; Chordata; Actinopteri; Acipenseriformes; Polyodontidae. The transcript is spliced from 4 exons. The record is from RefSeq and is a predicted model, not a curated record.
AUGGCUGUCUCAAAAAACAAAACAAGGAGCGUGAUCAAUGACAUACAGGCAGUGCACAGCGUCUCCUCCAGGGUGUGUGAGAGAGGAGCGUUCUCACAUCGUGCUGUGCUCUGUGUCUCUUGUCAGGUGAGCUUCCACAAUGUCAAGGCACUGACGGAGAAGCUGUUCCCCAUCGUGGAGGCCAUGCAGAAGCACUUCAGUGCCGGCUCAGGAACCUACUACAGCGAUGCCAUCUUCUUCCUGUCUGUCGCCAUGCAUCGCAUCAUGCCAGCAGAAAUCAAGCGGAUUGUGCAGUUAGACCUGGACCUGAAGUACAAAACCAACAUCAGGGAGCUCUUUGAGCAGUUUAACCACUUCCCUGCCGGAGCCGUCAUUGGGAUUGCCAGGGAGAUGCAGCCGGUUUACAGGCACACCUUCUGGGCAUACCGCAGGGAGAACCCCGAUUCCAGAGUGGGUGACCCUCCCCCAAGUGGCAGCCCCGGGUUCAACAGCGGGGUCAUGCUCCUCGACCUGGAGGCCAUGCGGCGCUCGGAACCAUACAACCAGUUGCUGGAGCCCCAGAGCGUGGGCCGGCUGGCGGACAAGUACCGCUUCCAAGGGCACCUCGGCGACCAGGACUUCUUCACCAUGAUCGGCAUGGAGCACCCCUCCCUUUUCCACGUGCUGGACUGCGCAUGGAACCGGCAGCUCUGCACCUGGUGGAAGGACCACGGUUACGGGGACGUCUUCCAACUGUACUACCACUGCCAGGGUCCCGUCAAGAUCUACCACGGGAACUGCAACACGCCCAUCCCCGACGACUGAGGGCUGGAGCACCACAGCCAAGGAGCAGUGAUCUGGGGCAGAAGAGCGGGCUGCUACAAAACUCAGUGAGGGUUUAGCUGAAAACAGGAUAGCAGUCGUUGUAACUGUGCGUGCUGUGCUUGCUACGUUUAAUUCCAGCGUCUUCUUCAAGAACUACUCUGCAGCACCCCACCUCGGCCCCAGAAUCUCCACCCCUAACACGUUGGAUAAAAGGUUGAACUAUCAGAUCAUCUAAAGCUGCACCAAAUUAGAAUUAGCAGUGAUUAUUCUGUAAUGGCUGAUUAUACACAUUGAUGAAGAGCAAGGACAGACAACAGAUUGAGUCUUCUUACCUCUUGAAAUUGUCUUUUUUUUUUUUUUGCCCAGUGUGCCCCAGCAAUGUUCUGUUUUUUUUUUUUUUUAGCAUUCUUCUGUUUUGUAUUCUGCAUGCUGGUCGUAUUUAUAACCACUGUUACUAAUGCUUUGCAUACACACCAGUGCAUAUAAUCUGCAUGCGAAGUCCGUAGGCUUUAAUGGUUGAAGCCGGUUUAUUAAUGCUUUGUUCUGUUUUAUUGAUUAAGUUUAAUCUUUUAUGAGUAGUAUGUCUUUUAAAUAGAAUAUGUGUAACCAUUUAUUUUUUUUUUUUCGGAUAGUAGAAUCCGGCUAGCAGAAUUCAUUCACUUAGAUUUAGAAGAUCAAUAUAAUUGAUCUGUGUUAAAUAUACUUGAUUUUUUAGUGAUUAAUAUCACAUGAUCAAUAAAGGACCAAGUCUAAAAAUCCUACACUAUAAUGUUUAUUUGAUUACAGAAUAGUACUGCAUUCUGGUAAGUGUAGUCUUGCUGUGAAAGGUACCUGAGAAUGCAGAUGUGAGUUGAGGAGCCUGAACGGUCUCAAACUUUAUAUAUAUAUAUAUAUAUAUAUAUAUAUAUAUAUAUAUAUAUAUAUAUAUAUAUAUAUAUAUAUAUAUUUUUUUUUUUUUUUGUAGAAACUUGUUUCCUAAUGCUGAGCUUUAGCGUGUACGAUAACUGAGGAGAAAAAACAAAACAGAACCUGCAUUGUGUUUUACUUGCUCAAUAUUAAGGGCCAAAUAAAAUAUUGUUUUUAUUAUUUUAUUAAU